AUGUCUGCCAGAGCGCUCGCCAACAACGCCCGGGUGCUUGCCCGCACCGCCAGCAACAGGCUCUACGCCACAAAAGCCUCCGUGCCCCCCAAGUCCAUCGACGACAGCACCGGCGCCCUCGACUACAAGCUCCACAGGCAUGGCAAGCGACUGCCGCAUCUCGUCACCCAGCACCCCAGAUACCCCUCUGCUGAAGAGGCCGUCACCAACAUCCUCUACAACACUCCUCCCCCCAGCGCCGAGCCCUUCAAGCGACACCGUUUGAACUGUUUGGUGCAGAACGAGCCCGGAGUGCUCUCCAGGGUGUCUGGUAUCCUCGCCGGCCGUGGCUUCAACAUCGACUCUCUCGUUGUCUGUCAAACCGAGAUCCGUGACCUCUCCAGAAUGUGCAUCGUCCUCAAGGGCCAAGAUGGCGUUAUUGAACAAGCCCGUCGUCAGCUCGAAGACCUCGUACCCGUCUGGGCCGUCUUGGACUACACAAAGACUUCUUGCGUCGAGCGUGAACUCUUGCUCGCCAAGGUCUCUAUCCUCGGCCCCGAAUUUGCCGAGGCGCAGCUCCUGGGACCCCUCCCCGAUGCCAGCUUUGAACACGCCGUGGAAAACCAAUCGCACGACCACCCUCCUUCUUUCGUGACUGCCCAAGGCGAGCAGACCGAUGGCAAGUACCAACGCGAAGAGGCCCUUGCCCGGUCGUUCGAAUCCGGUGGUGCCCCUUCCUCCGGCCCCCUCUACCCCACUCGAUCCGGUCAAGGCCAAGACAUGUCUGCCAGCGAGGCCCUUAUCGCCAAAAACUUGCACUUGACUGCUAUCAAGACUCUCGCCGACCAGUUUGGCGGUAGGGUCGUGGAUGUUGCGGAGAACAGCUGUAUCGUCGAGUUGACCGCCAAGAGCUCGAGAGUCGACUCUUUCCUGAGUCUGAUGAGGCCCUUCGGUGUGCUUGAGGCUGCUAGGUCUGGUGUGAUGGUCCUUCCCCGAACCCCUGUUCCCAGAUACAACGAGGAGGAUGACAUUGCCGAAAAGGAAGAGAUUGACGUUUCUAUGCUUCCCCCCGGAUAG
This is a messenger RNA of Cryptococcus wingfieldii CBS 7118, 1056 nucleotides long. Its product is annotated as acetolactate synthase, small subunit. The record is from RefSeq and is a predicted model, not a curated record. The coding region runs from base 1 to 1056 and encodes 351 amino acids. The transcript is spliced from 5 exons. Gene Ontology annotation, molecular function: acetolactate synthase regulator activity. Gene Ontology annotation, cellular component: acetolactate synthase complex; mitochondrial nucleoid. NCBI's taxonomy places the organism in Eukaryota, Fungi, Basidiomycota, Tremellomycetes, Tremellales, Cryptococcaceae. Gene Ontology annotation, biological process: branched-chain amino acid biosynthetic process.